GGAUCCAUCCAUCGAUCGAAGCGGCCUAACAUGCCGCGCCAUCUCCUAAUAACCGCCUGCAACUUCCUCCCGAUCCUCUUCUUCUUCUUCUUCUUCUUCUCCAGCCCCGUCGUCGUCCUAACCGCCGCCGCCUUGCCAGACCCAUGCGCCGGCCGCCGCGUCCACAUCCGCCGCCUGCCGCCGCGCUUCAACACGGAUCUUCUUGGCCACUGCUCCACCGCCUUCCCGCUCGCCGACCACCCGUCCUCGACGCCCUCCUGCGCCUCGCUCGCCAACCACGGCCUCGGCCCGCGCACCCACAACCGGACCCGCUCAUGGCACCGCACCGACGGCCGCCUGCUGGAGCCCUUCUUCCACCGCCGCGUCCUCGACCUCCCCUGCCUCGCCGCCGACCCGGCCGCCGCUGACGCCGUCUUCCUCCCUUACUACGCCUCCCUCGACGCGCUCCCCUUCGUGCUCGAGCCGGCCAUGCUCAACUUCUCCGCCAUCCAUGGCGUGCCGCUCGCCCAGUUCCUGGAGCGCGACCGGCCCGAUGUCCUGAAGCGAAAUCACGGGCAUGACCAUUUCCUUGUAUUGGCCGGACCCGCGUGGGACUACGCGCAGCCGCCGGAGAGCGAGCCCAGGCUAUGGGGAACCACGUCGAUCCUCCGCCGCCCGGAGUUCGUCAACUUCACGUUCCUGACCUUGGAGUCCCGGGCGUGGCCAUGGCAGGAGCACGCCAUCCCGCACCCGACGGCAUUCCACCCCCCGACAUUCCCUCGUCUCCAAGCCUGGAUCGCCCGCGCGCGCCGCUCUCGCAGGACAUCCCUGAUGCUGUACGCGGGCGGCGUGUCCAGGCCGUCCAAGCCCAACAUCCGGGGCUCCAUCCUCGCCGAGUGCGCCAACCGCACCGACAACGUCUGUUCCCUCAUCGACUGCUCCGGCGGCGCCUGCGCGCUCGACCCCGCGCACUACAUGAUCCCCAUGCUCAGGUCCAGGUUCUGUCUUCAGCCGCCCGGGGACACACCCACGCGACGCUCCACGUUCGACGCCGUCCUGGCAGGGUGCGUGCCGGUCUUCUUCGAGCACGCCUCCGCCAGGACGCAGUACGGCUGGCACCUGCCGCCGGAGAGGUACGACGAGUUCUCCGUGACGAUACCCAAGGAUUCUGUGGUGCUUGGGGGAGUGGUGAUCGCGGAGACGUUGGCGGCGGUGCCGGAGGUGGAGGUGGCCAGGAUGCGCGCCAGGCUGCUGGAGAUGGCGCCCAGGGUGGUGUACCGGCGGCAUGGGACUAGCACGGCGGGGGAGAUGGGGAUGGACGCCAUCGACAUUGCCGUCGAUGGGGUGCUGAGGAGGAUACGGAAGCGGUUCAAGGCGCUCCAGGAUGGUCAAGCAGAGGCUAUCUACUCCAUGGACGACGACAACCAAGAGAUCAUCUAGCUAGAUGUAGAUACCAUUGAUAUAAAGAUGUCUUCCCUGCGCAUCGUGCUUCUUCUCUUGAACAAAAAUGCAUCACGCUGUCAAUUUCUCUUGUGCGUAUUAGUGAAUGUUUCAACUUGUUCUAUAUGGGCAAUUAAUUUCCCUCA
Molecule: messenger RNA, 1565 nt
Organism: Brachypodium distachyon (stiff brome)
Lineage: Eukaryota; Viridiplantae; Streptophyta; Magnoliopsida; Poales; Poaceae
Product: probable xyloglucan galactosyltransferase GT19
Exons: 1
Coding region: 31-1419 (462 amino acids)
Molecular function (GO): glycosyltransferase activity
Source: RefSeq, a predicted model, not a curated record